Lodderomyces beijingensis is the source of this 1533-nucleotide messenger RNA. NCBI's taxonomy places the organism in Eukaryota, Fungi, Ascomycota, Pichiomycetes, Serinales, Debaryomycetaceae. The record is from the annotation of a GenBank genome assembly.
AUGUACGCUAGAGCAAUCAGGUUAUCCAGCCAGAGAAGACUGCAUCAUCUUUAUCUCCGCCACCGUUGUUCGAUCUCGGCUGCGAGAGGGUUGGCCACUUCAACGACCCCGAUUGCCACCCCCAAGAAAGACGCCGAUGGCUCUUUGUCGGCAUCGGCAUCGGCAUCGGCAUCGCCACUAAAAGUUGUAUCGCCAACGACCAAACUCGACACGGCAACGGGCCAAAUCCACGUGUCGACUCCGUUGGAGUCGCCAAUACAGCCACCGGAGGGCUCGUCGUUGUCGUUGAAAUCUGCAACUCGCGAUGCCUCCAAGUUCGGCACUAGGCCCAUCUAUCUCGACGUGCAGGCCACAACCCCCGUGGAUCCACGUGUCUUGGACAAGAUGCUUGAGUUUUACACGGGGCUCUAUGGAAACCCCCAUUCUUCCACGCAUGCCUAUGGAUGGGAAACCGAUAAGGCCGUCGAGAGCGCCAGAGAACACAUUGCUAGUGUCAUCAACGCGGACCCCAAGGAGAUCAUCUUCACGAGUGGUGCCACUGAAACAAACAACAUGGCCAUCAAAGGUGUGCCUCGUUUCUACAAAAACACCAAACGCCACAUUAUCACGACUCAGACCGAGCACAAGUGCGUGUUGGACUCGGCUCGGCACAUGCAGGACGAAGGGUUUGAAGUCACCUAUUUGCCGGUCAACAAGGAAGGCUUGAUUGACUUGGAAGACUUGAAAAAAGCAAUACGGAAGGACACGAUCUUGGUGUCGGUGAUGGCCGUGAAUAACGAAAUCGGAGUGAUACAACCGCUCAAGGAAAUCGGCGAAAUCUGCCGCGCCAACAAGGUCUUUUUCCACACUGAUGCCGCGCAGGCAUACGGCAAGAUCCCCAUCGACGUCAAUGAAAUGAAGAUUGACUUGUUGUCGAUCUCGUCGCAUAAAAUCUAUGGACCAAAGGGGAUAGGCGCAUGCUACGUGAGAAGAAGACCAAGAGUCAGAUUAGAUCCAAUCAUUACGGGUGGUGGACAAGAACGUGGGUUAAGGUCAGGCACUUUGGCCCCUCCUUUAGUCGCUGGGUUUGGAGAAGCUGCCCGGUUGAUGAAGCAAGAAGGCGCCUACGACCAGGCACACAUCAAGAAGCUCUCGUCCAAGUUGAGAGAGGGGCUCUUGUCGAUUCCAUCGACCGUGUUGAACGGCUCGACCGACCCAAAAUACCAGUACUCUGGAUGUGUCAAUGUUUCAUUUGCAUACAUCGAGGGAGAAUCGCUUCUUAUGGCGUUGAAGGACAUUGCGCUUUCUUCGGGCUCGGCUUGCACCUCUGCUUCGUUGGAGCCUAGUUACGUCUUGCACGCGUUGGGAGCAGACGAUGCCUUGGCCCAUAGUUCCAUCAGGUUUGGAAUCGGCAGGUUCACCACUACCCAGGAGGUUGACUACGUGAUUCAAGCUAUAAAUGAACGUGUUGAUUUCUUGCGAAAGAUGAGUCCGUUGUGGGAGAUGGUGCAAGAGGGUAUCGAUUUGGACUCAAUCGAAUGGAGCGGCCAUUAG